Cloeon dipterum is the source of this 3361-nucleotide messenger RNA. Its product is annotated as zinc finger protein 568-like. The transcript is spliced from 11 exons. Bases 142 to 2829 code for a protein of 895 amino acids. Gene Ontology annotation, cellular component: nucleus. Lineage: Eukaryota; Metazoa; Arthropoda; Insecta; Ephemeroptera; Baetidae. Gene Ontology annotation, biological process: regulation of transcription by RNA polymerase II. Gene Ontology annotation, molecular function: sequence-specific DNA binding; DNA-binding transcription factor activity, RNA polymerase II-specific. The record is from RefSeq and is a predicted model, not a curated record.
UUGGCAGCAUUGCCAUAAUGCCAAGCAAGUUGCUGUCCUUGCGCAGUCUUGCUCUGCGCUCCGCUGUUUUGUUUUUGUUGUGGUUGCUGGGAGGAGGGAGCGCUGAAAUAAUUAUGCUUGGGGUGAAAUUGAGGGAAUGACAUGUUCCAGCCGGGAGGAGACGGCAGCUCCCUUCACGAUGACCAUGACCACAGCUUGCAACUGGACAGUACGCUCUCACCUUCAAUUUACGAUGCCGCUGACUUUCUGCUUAGAGAAACGGGUUCUUUAAUUAAGGAUGACAUUCCUGACAGACUGUGCUGCUCGUGCAUGUGCGCAACUUCAUGUGUCUGUGCUGCAUCCACCUAUGAUUCUCAGAGACCAUCCACUUCCUCUGCCAGCACUUCUUGUCAAGUCUGCAAUGGAAUUACAAAUCAGCCUACAUUGCGGAUGGCGCAUGAGAUUAUAUGUGCAUCGAUGUCAUUUUGCUGUCAAUGCUGCAUUACAUUUCCCUCUGGCUUAGCAAAAGAUCUGCACAUGGUACGGGAACACAGUUCUCUGCCUUGCGUUGCCUGUGGCGAGUUAUACUCAUCUGAAGUAAAAUUGGGCAACCACCUUGCAAGGGAGCACUCCUUAUACCGCUGCCCUUGCUGUGAUCAAAUGGUAUCUGAGAACCUCGAAGAACAUCUGACUUCAUUUCACAAAAGCUGUGCUAUGAGACAUCCUUUUUUAGUAAGACCUGAGUACACAUGCCGCAUGUGCGUAGAAAAAUUCAACACUCAAGAGAUCUCUUCUAUUGUUAACCACUUCAUGUCUGAGCACAAUGUUAAGGAUGAAAAAAUCCUUUAUUUCCUGAGCAAGCUGCAUGUUGAUUCAGACGAUGACGAACUUACCAACGAGAUCCUAGUGCCCAUGGUGAAUCUCUUUGCAAGUUCCGAGUCCAGCUCCGAAGAAGAUGACUUUGAGCAGCCUGAUGACCAUUUUGGUAUUGAUCUCCUUGACGUGGACCCUGAAGAUGUAGACUGUGUAUCUGAGUCAAGUUUCGAUGAUGCAGAUGAAGUCGAUCCUAUUAUUGAGUGUGAGCUGUGCGAGGAAAAGAGUUUUGUCUCCCCUCGGGAGCUAUGCUUUCACCUGAACGAGGAACACAAACUAGGGUGGGACAAAAAGAGCGAAUCAGAUUGCAAGACAGCUGAAUAUGGAUGCUACCUUUGCACAUUCAUAUGCAAGAGUAAAAGACAGCUGAAGACUCAUUUGAAGAAUGAUCACACACAUCUGGGAAACAAAUGCCGCUUUUGCCCUGUGAGAUUCAAGGAACAUCAAGACAGAGAUAAACAUCAAUUAGAGCAGCACCCAGAUCAACAAAAUUUUUACCAGUGCCCUAUUUGCCAGUUUGUUUGCACAAGCACUGCCAUUUCUCAGAAGCACUUAACUUCAAGUCAUCCCUCAGAAAAAAUGGAGUCAAAAGUUAUGUAUAAGUGCAAAAUUUGUCACCAGCUAAUGCCAUCAAUUUUGAUGUUGAGAACUCACUUUAGUUCCUGGCACCUUGGAGCUAUGAUCUACAGAUGCAGAUUGUGCUCCGCAACUUUAAAGACAAAGAAGACUCUGAACCACCACGUGAAAGCUGUUCAUUCCAAGUUCAGGAAACGAGACUGUUCCAUUUGCAACAAGGAAUUCCUAACUAAGAGAGCUUACACCAUCCAUUUCAGGAUGAAGCACAACAAAAGCUCAAAAGUUGGAUUUUGCUGUCGUUUGUGCCAAAAUAAGUUUGACACAAAAGAGGACAGGAAACUGCAUUACACAUUAGAUCAUGAAGGAGAAAGUCCUUACCACUGUGAAGAAUGCGGAAAGGGGUUUGCCAGUAAAUCAGGGAUGUAUGGACACAGACAGUUGCACACAGGAACUGGCAUCAGCAAAUGUGAACACUGCGGGAAGGAAUUUACGCGCAAAGACAGCUACAAUGAGCACCUUUUGAUUCACAAUGGUCCGCGCCACAAAUGCCCACACUGCCCAAAGGAGUUUGUACAGAGGUCAAACCUCAUCCGUCAUAUCCGGAUCCACACGGGAGAAAAGCCCUAUCAGUGUACCUUCUGUGACAAAAAGUUCUCUGACAAAGGCGCAUGCAAUUCCCACAUCAGAGUUCACACAAAGGAAGAAACCUGCAGUUGUCCAUACUGUGGACAAACUUUCUCAAAGAAACAGAAACUUAAAUACCACAUUAGGAAACACACAGGGGAAGGUUUGAUUGAGUGUGAAAUAUGCAACAAGAUGUUCACCAACAGUUUUGCUCUUAAAGAGCACCGCAUCAUACACAACCGUCAAACCCAGGUAGUGUGUCCUCAAUGUGGAAAGGGCUUCAACUCUGAAAAAUAUUUGCAGCGCCAUGUGUCUAUUGUACACGAACCCACCAACAAGUCCUUUCAAUGUUCAAUUUGCCCUAAGAAAUUUUCUCAACAGGCGAGGCUUAGGGCUCAUGUCAUGACACACAGUGGAGUGAAGCACAUGAAGUGUCUUCUAUGCAGUAAAGCGUACUCUGUUAGAAAGUCGCUAAGACGGCAUCUGUUUGAAAAGCACCAGAUAGGACCAGAAAACCCUCAAUACAAGCAAAGCUUUUACACUAUGUCUCCAGAAGAAGCCGGGCUUCAAGUCAUUGAUAGCGAAACAGGAAUGCCCAGUGAGUCCACAUCUGGGAAGAAAAGGCGUCGAGUCGAGCAAAUUGUACAAAAUCUGCAGAACUCGCUGUCAUCGUCGCAACAAUCAACAAAAAUCGCUCCAUUAGUGAUAAACCUCAACACUAGAAUGGUGCACAGACAAGAAACUGAUGGGGAAGCUAGUGGAUCUUCGACAGGUUAAUUUUAAUUCUUUCUGCCAUUAACUCUACUCAGGUCUCUCACACAUAAUUACCUCUGAUAAACAGACUUUGUUACCUUCACACACUAGUUCUUAGUAUGCAGACAGGAACCCGAGGUCAGUUAAAAGCUUUCAGGUUGCAUUUAUUACAAUAAUCAUUUACACUCAACUGUUGCAGCAAUCAUUAUUUGUUUCAUCCUAUGAACAUGUUCCAGUUUUAUCAACAUAAACAUAUACAAAUAUUGCUUAUCUGUUAAUUGAUAGCCAUGGAAGCUUACCCAUGCUGAAUAAGACUGUACUUUUGCUUAUGAUGAUAAUUAAGCUAGUGGCUAGGCAGUAUUAUUUACUUUACAAUAAGCUGACUCUCCUCGGGUAAUUUCUACCUCCUUCAACAUAAAUCAAACAUGAACACAAAAUGCAAUAGUAACCACAAGACUGAACUCUUUUUUCACUACUAUUUUUUUCCAAGUGCCACACGAAUUUUGAUACAACAGUGUAAUUUCUCGAAUAAACUCUUUUUGUAUCUGAUAUUGAA